This is a messenger RNA of Linum tenue, 924 nucleotides long. Lineage: Eukaryota; Viridiplantae; Streptophyta; Magnoliopsida; Malpighiales; Linaceae. The record is from the annotation of a GenBank genome assembly.
AUGGCCGGUCUGGAUUUAGGCACAACCCCUCGUUUCAUCCACCAUCAGCUCGACCAUCACACACCUGAUCUCCAUCUCCACAACCCCUCCUCCGUAGAAGGAGGUCCCCACCAGCACCACUAUCUUCACGAUUUGAAUCGCGCUGGUGGUGGUGGUGGCGGAGACUACGGACUAGUUUUACAGGGUGGUGGUGGUGGUGCUGGUCUGUCGUUUCUAGCUGGAGCAGACCAGCACCAACACCAACAGACUCGUCAGGACGAGGAUGAGGACGACGACGAGCCUCGACAAGGAAGCCAUGGUGGCGUCGUGGCGAGGAGGCCACGUGGCAGGCCGCCGGGGUCGAAGAACAAGCCGAAGCCGCCCGUGAUCAUAACGAGGGAGAGCGCCAACACGCUCCGGGCCCACAUCCUCGAAGUCGCCAGCGGGUGCGACGUGUUCGAGUGCGUGGCGAGCUACGCGCGGCGGCGGCAGCGCGGGAUCUGCGUGCUGAGCGGCGCGGGGACGGUGACAAACGUCAGCAUCCGUCAGCCGGCCGGAGCAGCGGCGGCGGGGGUCGGGAAGCUUCACGGGACGUUCGAGAUCCUGUCGCUGUCCGGGUCGUUCCUCCCGCCGCCGGCGCCGCCCGGGGCGACCAGCCUGACGAUCUUUCUGGCCGGAGGGCAGGGGCAGGUGGUUGGCGGGACGGUGGUCGGCGAGCUGAUUGCGGCUGGGCCGGUUAUCGUUAUAGCUUCGUCUUUCACCAACGUGGCGUACGAGCGGCUGCCGCUGGAGGAGGAAGAGGAGGACGGCGGUGGAGCCGGGAGCGUUAAUCACGGCGGGUUUCCUGAUGGCGGAGCUGCUGCUGCAGCGGCGGCGGCGGGGUUGCCGUUCCUUAACUUGCCGGUGGAAGGAUGGAACGGUGGAGGAAGAGCUCCUCCCUAUUGA